This is a messenger RNA of Lacerta agilis (Sand lizard), 4312 nucleotides long. RefSeq names its product nuclear receptor interacting protein 1 (gene NRIP1). The coding region runs from base 537 to 4046 and encodes 1169 amino acids. Gene Ontology annotation, biological process: regulation of transcription by RNA polymerase II. The transcript is spliced from 2 exons. NCBI's taxonomy places the organism in Eukaryota, Metazoa, Chordata, Lepidosauria, Squamata, Lacertidae. The record is from RefSeq and is a predicted model, not a curated record. Gene Ontology annotation, cellular component: nucleus. Gene Ontology annotation, molecular function: transcription coregulator activity; signaling receptor binding.
AUUACUGAGGUGUUUGAGGGCAUAUGUACAUCUACUGAAACAGUGCACGAACAAAUCAGUAGCCUCCAAGAAGGAAAAAGACAUAAACUGAAAAGUGGCAGAUUGUCCAUGCUCAGACGUGUGAACCAAGUCCAGAAAUAAGAAACAAAAGGAUUAUCAAAUGAACUCUGCAAACAAAAUCAGGAAUUAAGCAUGUACAAUAUGAUGAGAAAAGACUGAAAAAAGAAAACCUCAGCUGCAGAAAUCUACUAGAAGAAUAUGAAUAUGUUUACUCUGGAGCCAUGUUUUAAAUAAGUCAAAUCUGGAUCACCUUCAUAAAUGCAUGUGCAUACCGCAGCAGAGAUGCAUAAAAAUGGAACUUUUAGUUUUUCACAAAAACUUAAUGAGAGAAUCAUUCAAGGACUACUGCACCUGUUCUGCAUCACAUUUUGUAGGCAACAGUAGACUUGCUUAUUAAUCUGAAUCUCAGUUCACCAAUAACAAGUUAGUCCUUAAAGUGAAUAAAAAGGGAGCCUUUGUGGAUACUUGUAUUGAACAUGACUCAUGGAGAAGAGCUUGUCUCUGAGAUGCACCAGGAUUCCGUUGUUCUAACUUACCUAGAGGGAUUACUAAUGCAUCAAGCAGCAGGAGGUUCGGGUUCUGCGGUUGACAAAAAGCCUGUUGGGCCUGGUGCAGAAGAUCAGAACUUCAGGGUUUCUGGAAAUACAUCUCCCAGCUGUCAGAGAGAUGGUUCAGUUGCUAACACUCAUACAUAUCAAGGUUCUGGCAUGCUGCAUCACAAAAAGGCAAGGCUAUUGCAGUCUUCUGAAGACUGGAAUGCAGCAAAGAGAAGACGCUUGUCUGAUUCUAUUGUGGAUUUAAAUGGGAAAAAAGAAGCUUUGUUAGCUGGCAUGGUUGAAAAUGUGCCUAAAGGCAAACAGGAUAGCACAUUACUGGCCUCUUUGCUUCAGUCAUUCAGCUCUAGGCUGCAGAGCGUUGCUUUGUCACAACAGAUUAGGCAGAGCCUCAAGGAGCAAGGGUAUUCCCUCAGCCAUGAUUCUCUGCAAGUUGAGAAAGACUUAAGGUGCUAUGGUGUUGCAUCCAGUCACUUGAAGACUCUCCUGAAGAAGAGCAAAGCAAAAGAUGAAAAGCUGGAGACUGGUCUGCCUGAGCUAACAGCUAACCUGGUUAAAGAUCGGUUUAUAGAAUCUUCGCAUACAGGACAAAGUGGUUCCAAGGUGAUGAGUGAGUCGCUGUCUUGUGCUGCAAGAUUACAAGCUGUUGCAAGCAUGGUGGAAAAAAGGUCUAGUCCUGCUACGUCUCCUAAACCCAGUGUGGCUUGUAGUCAGCUAGCCUUGCUUCUUUCAAGUGAAGCGCACUUGCAGCAGUACUCCAGAGAACAUGCUCUAAAAGCACAAAAUGCAAGUCAAAUUGCAAGUGAGAGACUUGCUGCAAUGGCAAGAUUAAAAGAAAGUGUUCCGAAAGAUGCUGGCCAUUUCAAACUGUCAAAAGGAAUUGAAAGCCAUCCUAAUGGCCAGGUAAGAUCUUCAACCAAAUCAAUACCCAACAAAAGCAAUAUGACACAUUUUCAGAGUCCUAUGGGGGUAAUUCAUUCAUCUCCUAAAAGCAUAGGCUACAAAACAACAAUGGAAAAAAAUCAUUUGAAGCCACCUACCAACAGUAGUUUACUUUUACAUCUCCUUAAAAAUCACAGUGCUACUAAGCAGACUAAAGGAUAUGAACAGAAUGAAAGGUCCAGUAUUUUUGAGGAGAGUAGUACACCAACUACGGUUGAUGAGUAUUCUGACAACAAUCCAAGUUUUACAGAAGAUGACAGCAGUGAUGAUGAAAGUUCUCAUUCUAAUUGUCUUCCUAUAGACUUAUCUUUAAAACAGAAAACAAAUAAACCAGAUUCUGUGCAGCCACCUUCUCUAGACAAAUUAACCCAAUCCAUACUUCACAACUGGGAUUCAAAAGUUCCUUGUCUAGAAAAUGUAGAAGAGAAAAGUCCCUCUAAAAAUGCAAAACUCAAUCCACACCAGAAAGUAACUUUGCUUCAGUUAUUACUUGGCCAUAAAAAUGAAGACAAUGUUGAGAAAAUCUCAGAAACUGAGAGUGCAUUAGUUUCAGCUGAUGUGACAAAAUUUAAUUUAGCAAUGGGUAACAGAACUCCUAUGACAGAUUGCUCUAGUACAAAUCAAAUUACUCCAAUAAACACUCCUCCUCUGCUAAAUUCUACACAAGCGGAUUCCCCCAUCAACCUUUCACACCAUUCUCCUUUAUUGGUCAAACAUAAUUCACCACCAUACACUUGCAUCAUACAGCCUGAAAGACUAAUUAAUCCAGCUUCUAAACACUUGAUAGAUCUUACAGUACACAAAGAAAUUCAAGGAACUAAACAGAGCCGAAAUGAAACUGUACAAACAAAUCCAUCUUUUAGUGCAAGUAAACUACUGCAAAACUUAGCUCAAUGUGGGAUGCAGUCUUCCAUGUCAAUAGAUGAGCAAAGGCAGACAGGCAAACAAAUGAUGACUCUAAACCCAGAGAAACCAGUUGGAUUGAUAGAUGGAUUAAAUAGCUCCCUGAUUACUAAUGCAUCAGGUGCACUUGAAGAAAACAAAAUUGUCAGUAGUCAGCCUCUACCAGCUGAACAAAGAUUUCCCAGUUCAGAAAUCCAGAAUCUACUUGAAAGACGCACUGUCCUCCAACUGCUUCUGGGAACCUCCAACAAAGGUAUGACUGAAACAAAGGAUAGGAUGCAUUCAAAAGAAGAGAGUUUACAAGACCCGACAGAAAAGGCUUUGAAUGAACAAAUAUUGACUGUAAAAAUAAAAGCUGAACCUUCUGAGGAAUCAAAUGCCCUUCAGAAUCCAAAUGCACAGCAAGUAAGGGAAAGUGUUAGCAAGAAAUAUCAUGGAAUAGCGCAUUCAUUAGAGAGACAUUCAGCUACUUCUCCAGCAUCAGAGGAAUUUAAACCCAACCCUCUCUCACCUCAAGGCUUUUCUUUUUCAAAGAAUGGCCUACUAAGUCGAUUGCUGAGGCAGAGUCAAGAUAGCUAUUCUGCAGAUGAACUGGACAGGAGCCACAGAAAUGCUGAACAGACUUUUGUGGAAUCAAAAAGCCCCAGCACAGUCCCAAAGAAGAGGAAGCUGCAUCCUGAACCUUCAGAAGGUCAUUUGAAAUUGCUAAAAGGUAACAAAGGUAACAUAUCUGAUGCUGCAAACAAUCAUAAGUCUUCUGCAGAUGCCUUGUAUGGUCCUGGGCUCAACCAGAAAGAAUUGAAAUUUAGCAGAACUGAUGUUGAAUUAAAAUACCCUUCAGGUCACGGUUCAAAUAAUGAAAGUGAAAAUAGGAGUUGGUCUAGAGAAAGCAAAGGAUUUAAUGUGUUGAAACAACUGCUGCUGUCAGAAAAUUGUGAAAAAGACGUGCCUCAGCAUAGGAAUAAUUCAGCAGUAACUGAUGGCAAAAAGAAAGGAACAAAAAAUAACCUCACAAAUAACAGCAAAACUGAAUUCAGUGUCCCUUCAGUACAUACGCUAAUGGGGAGUCCUGGACAGCAAACCAAUUGUUUGGAUCACCGAACAUUUCAGUAUUCAGUUGCAAUGAGGAGUCCUGCCAGUUCUCCCUUCACUGAACAUUUGGGAGGCACAGUUUCAUCAAAACCUGAAUGUGACCAGUUUGGUGUUUGCCAUGUACCCAGAGAAAGGGGGCCUAUAAAAUGGGUCAUCACAGAUACGGACAAAAAUGAACAUGAGCGAGAUUCCCCAAGACUGACCAAAACCAAUCCUAUAUUAUAUUACAUGUUACAGAAAGGGGGGAAUUCCAUUAAUAUUCAGGAAGCACAUGGCAAAGAUGUUUGGAGUGAUACGUCAUUUACAGAACAUUCAUCUGUUGUCACAUUUAAGAAAGAGUUAUCACCUGUUGCAGAAUGUAAAAUGCCAUUUCAUAAUGUAAGAAAUACUUACAGUAGUCAUUCAAGUAAUAAAGUGUCCCUUCAACACAAUGUGAAUGGAAAUGUAUAUGGACUCUUAGACAAAGUAUUAACAAUUAAAAAAGAACCCGAGUAAAUUAUAAUCGUAUAGAAGUGUUUACAGUCAGGUAUAAAUCUUUGCUUCUUCUUUUUUUAAAAAAGUGUUGUAUAAAUCUAGCAUGAUUUGAGAAAAGCAUGGUAUAACUGAAACAUGGUUUUGUUUGAUGAACUUUUCUGCUGAUACUUAAAAUACAUGUAGCAAUUUUUUAUUUUUAUUUUUGCUUUACAGGAAAUUUGUCACCAGGCACCUAUCAUCACAAGUUGUUAGGUUUCAUCAAAAUUCAUAGGAAAACCGACUGCUGG